GAAUGGCUUGCGGAUUGCCCUUUGCCUCCCAAAAGUCUCCCAAAUCUGAAAACCCUGAAAAUUCUUCUCUUUUCUUUUUUUGGUGCGUCAAUGGCGGCCUCGUCGUCCUCAGCCACCUCGUACUCUUACUCGGAUUCCUUCUCUGACACGUCAUCCUCACACGGCAAAAGACGUCGUCAUCGCUCUAACCGCCGCGACAGAGACAGAGAUUCUUUCAAGAUCCGAAAGAAGAGUCGUUCGCUCGGUAAACGACGUCGGAAGAAGCAUCGCCGUCAUUCUUCCGAUUCUGAUUCCUCCAGCAGGAGUAACAGUUUUUCGGAUAGUGAUAAUGAGUCCAGCCAUUCAAAGAGGCACAAGAAAAGUGAAAGGCAAAAGAAGUCAAAGGAAAAAGAACGGAGCAAGAGUUAUCGACAUAGACGUCAGAAGAACAAACUUAAAGAGAAGCAGCAGGAUGAACAAAGUAGCAGUCCCGUACAGCUUUCUAAGUUUCUUGGGCGUGACAAGGAUGAUGGUACCCGUCGCAGUGUGGUCUCUGGCAAAAAGGCACUCAUGGUAAUUCAUACUCUACUAUUGUUCUUGUUAUAUCAUUCUAGAUUCUCUUGAAACUCAACAAGUCAAAGGAAGAUAAAGCGGCCGAGAGUAAAAGAAAUGAGUUGUUGAAGUUCUUAAAUGCUAGUUUUGAUUGACUUGGUAGAGCCCAAAUUUCGAACUGCAUCAUGAAUGUAAGAUCAGCGGAACUAUCAUUUUGGAGAACAUGUUAUCAUGCUUCGCAGUCACAUUGAAAGGUCGAAUUUUCCUCAGUCCUGAGGGAAUGUAGGGUAUUGGUCACUUCAGCUUGAAGCCGUGUGAUAAAUACGGUCAAUUCAUCAGAUUUUGGUGUGUUGUAUUUUAUGGGUUUGGUGUUUUCUUUCAUAUUUGAGAUGUUUAUUUGAUGGUUGAUUAUAGGUUAUAGUUUUUGUCAGUGUUGAAAAAACAAGAUUCAGUUGUCUGGUCUUUCUUUUAUAUUUGAUGGUUGAUUAUAGGUUAUAGUUUUUUUCAGUGUAGAAUUUUAAUCGGAAGCUGGUAGUUUUUAUGGUCGAGAAAGGAUUAUAUGAAAUAAGGAUAUUAUUUUUUAAUAAUUUAAUGCUACAUCGCUAUUUUAUCCUUAA
This is a messenger RNA of Gossypium raimondii (Peruvian cotton), 1148 nucleotides long. RefSeq lists its product as uncharacterized. The coding region runs from base 91 to 603 and encodes 170 amino acids. The record is from RefSeq and is a predicted model, not a curated record. The transcript is spliced from 6 exons. NCBI's taxonomy places the organism in Eukaryota, Viridiplantae, Streptophyta, Magnoliopsida, Malvales, Malvaceae.